This is a messenger RNA of Ictidomys tridecemlineatus (thirteen-lined ground squirrel), 1366 nucleotides long. It is a transcript of the gene Tagln3, whose product is annotated as transgelin 3. Gene Ontology annotation, cellular component: actin cytoskeleton. Lineage: Eukaryota; Metazoa; Chordata; Mammalia; Rodentia; Sciuridae. Gene Ontology annotation, molecular function: actin filament binding. The record is from RefSeq and is a predicted model, not a curated record. Gene Ontology annotation, biological process: actin filament organization.
CUUUUGGAGGGCUCUUAGCAACAGCCCUGAUUUGACCCCCGUCAACCCCGAGAAAAUCAAAUCAGCGUGCCAUUCUUCCAGGCGCGAUGCAGCAUCCGCAGCUGUAGGUCAAGGCAGCGUUCCUCUGGGCCUGUUAAUUACCUGCUCUUGGCGCUCUCUCCAUCGCUGCCUUUGCAAAGCGCUACCGAGAAGUGGAGGAAACGACCACUACCCCUCCCCCUCACUGCCUGGGGGUUCAGGCUCGAUUGUGAAACCCCAUUGGCUUCAUUGGCUCCUUCAUUUAAACCACGCCCGGCUUUCUGCCCGUUUCGCUGCUGCUGGGCCCCGGCCGCCCAGCCGCAUCCCAGACCUGUUCGCAGGGAGCCCGGGCGCUGUUGCGGCUGCUAUUGUGUGGAUGCCGCGCGUGUCCUCUCUUCUCUUCCAGAGAUGGCUAACAGGGGCCCCAGCUAUGGCUUAAGCCGAGAGGUACAGGAGAAAAUCGAGCAGAAGUACGACGCGGACCUGGAGAACAAGCUGGUGGACUGGAUCAUCCUGCAGUGCGCCGAGGACAUAGAGCACCCGCCCCCCGGCAGGACCCAUUUUCAGAAAUGGUUAAUGGACGGGACGGUCCUGUGCAAGCUGAUAAACAGUUUAUAUCCACCAGGACAAGAGCCCAUCCCUAAGAUCUCAGAGUCAAAGAUGGCUUUUAAGCAGAUGGAGCAAAUCUCCCAGUUCCUAAAAGCUGCGGAGAUCUAUGGCGUCAGGACCACUGACAUUUUUCAGACGGUGGAUCUAUGGGAAGGGAAGGACAUGGCAGCUGUGCAGAGGACCCUGAUGGCUCUAGGCAGUGUUGCAGUCACCAAGGAUGAUGGCUGCUACCGGGGAGAGCCAUCCUGGUUCCACAGGAAAGCUCAGCAGAAUCGAAGAGGAUUUUCAGAGGAGCAGCUUCGCCAGGGGCAGAACGUAAUUGGCCUGCAGAUGGGUAGCAACAAGGGAGCCUCCCAGGCAGGCAUGACUGGGUAUGGGAUGCCCAGGCAGAUCAUGUAAGGUGCCGCAUCCUGCCCCCCGUAGAGAGGACCAAUGUUCCACCCCACAGUCUCUAUGAAAAAAAAAUAGGUAGUCAGUCACCUUCUGACCUUCUCCUCUUUCUCAAAGCCUCCUCUCCCUGGUUUCUGCAAGUGCUGCAUUUCUGCCAAGAAUCCACGUUGCCUACUGCUACCACCUUCUGUUCUUAUUAGAACUAUGCAAGGACUUCGCUUCCUUCCUCCUACUGAGCUCUUUCUGUGCCCUGAAGUCCCUAUUUGAUUAUUUAUUUAUUUAUUUGCCAAAAAUCUCCCUGGUCAACUUAUAGAACACACCUAAUAAACAAAUUAGUCUUGUGUCUUAA